AUGGGUUCAAUGCCAGAGGUCAAGAAAGCUCCUCAGAUUGACCUUGCGGGUCUCGUUCCAGCCCCAGUUACGCCAUUCAACAGGGAUGGCUCAGUCGACUAUGCUGCUAUCCAACGCCUAGGUUCAUGGCUCGGCAGCAUUCCUGGCGUUAAGGGACUAGUAGUCCUUGGACACGCCGGCGAGGGUACUUUCCUUACUCAAGAAGAGCAAGUAGAAGUCAUCAAGGCCUUUGUCAAGUCCGUCGAUGACAAGAUACCCAUCAUUGCGGGAAUCACAACCGAAGGCACAGAGGUAGCAGCCCUCGAGGCUCAACGCGCAAAGGCUGCAGGAGCCAAGGCUGGUCUCCUGUACCCCAGCCAUGGCUGGCUGCGUUUCGGAUACCAGCCUGGUGCUCCACAAGACAGAUACAAGACGGUGUACGAGAAAUCUGGACUUCCUCUCAUCUUGUUCCAAUACCCCGACAACACAAAGGCGACCUACAACCUUGACACUCUUCUCGAAAUCGCCGCACAACCCGGUGUUAUCGCUAUGAAGAACGGUGUCCGCAACAUGCGACGAUGGGACGUGGAGAUUCCCAUCAUCAAGAAGCAAAAUCCCGAUUUGACUAUCCUUACAUGCCACGACGAAUACCUACUACACACAUGUUUCGAUGUCGAUGGCAUGCUUGUUGGAUACGGUAACAUUGCACCAGAGCCACUCCUGGAGAUGAUUGAAGCUGGAAAGGCGAGGGACUAUCCUCGCGCAAGAGCUAUCCACGACAGAUUGCUUCCUGUGACUAGGAACGUCUACCACCGCGGUUCGCACAUGGAGGGCACAGUAGCACUGAAGCACGGACUGGUGGCGAGAGGUAUCCUGGAACAUGCGACGGUCAGGAGUGGGCUUCUGCCACUUCAGGAUGGUGCGGAGCAGGAGAUCCACGCUGCUUUCAAGUCGGCCUCACUGGGCAAGGUAUCACCGCCCAAAAGCAGUUAG
Bipolaris zeicola 26-R-13 is the source of this 972-nucleotide messenger RNA. RefSeq lists its product as uncharacterized. Bases 1 to 972 code for a protein of 323 amino acids. Lineage: Eukaryota; Fungi; Ascomycota; Dothideomycetes; Pleosporales; Pleosporaceae. The transcript has a single exon. Gene Ontology annotation, molecular function: 4-hydroxy-tetrahydrodipicolinate synthase activity. The record is from RefSeq and is a predicted model, not a curated record.